CAUUUCCGUAUUCGAACAAACAAAACUCAAAUCUGAGCGUUAAAUCUGGGAGUAAACUAUCAAAUGGCACUGCUUCCGUCGAGGGGAGUGGUGAUUUCAGUCCCAGUUCUCGUACUAUCUGUUGCUGCCGCCACAAUUUUCCUAUUCUUCCUUCUCUCUUCCCUAUCUUUCUCCCCUCCGCCUUGCACUUGCCCUAUUCCCGCCUCCUCCUCCAGCAUCGGUAGCUCUGGCGCGGACAAUAAUAAUGUAAGAUUUGGAGAUCGGAUCUCGGCUUCAGCAGAAGAUAUAGAAUGGGUGAAGAGUCAGAUCGAAGCCAAUGGGUUGCAUAUGCAACAGAAUGUGUUGCGUAAAGGCAUUAAUCCUCGCACUCGACAACAGCAGCUGCAAGAUCUCCUGCAGUUCAAAGGCAUAUCACACUAUGAAGGAGAAGAAGCAAACAACCACACUGCUCUGCCUUGUCCAGGUGAACUACUUGUAGAAGAACACCAUAGCAAUUAUGGAGAGCCCUGGGCAGGAGGUCGAGAUGUAUUUGAGUUUCUUGCUGAUUCUGCCCAUCUAACACCAAACUCAAAAGUUCUUGAGAUUGGAUGUGGCACGCUGCGUGUUGGCUUGCAUUUCAUAAGAUACUUGAAUCCAGAUCGUUUUCAUUGUUUAGAGAGAGAUGAGCUAUCUCUGAUGGCUGCACUUAGGUACGAGCUUCCAUCACAAGGCUUGUUGUACAAGCGCCCUCUGAUUGUAAAAGGUGAAGAUAUGAAUUUCAGUAAGUUAGGAGAUGGAGCCAUGUACAGUUUGAUAUAUGCAAGUGCUGUGUUUCUUCAUAUGCCCGACAAGCUUGUUUGGAUUGGAUUAGAGAAGCUAGUAAGCAGACUGAAACCUUUAGAAGGCCGGAUUUUUGUUUCACAUAAUAUAAAGUUUUGUUCACGGUUGGGAGGAGAAGAAUGCACGAAAAGGUUAAAUCAUCUGGGGCUUGAAUAUCUUAGAAAGCACACGCAUGACAGUUUGCUUUUCAACCACUAUGAGAUCUGGUUUGAGUUCAGGCGAUUUAAGGCUUAAAAUGUGGAAUAGAGAAUCAUUUGUGGCCUUCUUGGUGUAAUUUGUAGCACGCAACUAACUUCCUUGGACACUCGACUAGGAGCUACCUCAUUCUGUAAUUAGCUUCGUACAGAACCAGAAAGUUGUAUGCCAUUCAUAUUUGCAAGCCGGUGGGACUUGCCAUUUGUUUUUGAGAGGGUAAAGCCCUUCUCAAUGUGGACUAAUGAGAAGUGUUAUAAUGGGCAAGUACCAACUACAACAUGCUUUUGUACUUGCAUUUCCUUUAGUUUUGCUAGAUUCACCUUCUAUUUAGAGCUAAUCAGCAAGUAGAUGUUUUUUAAGAUAUACUUUCACGAUGAUCUUCAAGUUUGUUGUUCACCAAUGUCUUGCUUUAAGAAUUUGGUUUCUGCAA
Olea europaea var. sylvestris is the source of this 1444-nucleotide messenger RNA. RefSeq lists its product as uncharacterized. The transcript has 2 exons. Lineage: Eukaryota; Viridiplantae; Streptophyta; Magnoliopsida; Lamiales; Oleaceae. The record is from RefSeq and is a predicted model, not a curated record. The coding region runs from base 64 to 1053 and encodes 329 amino acids.